AAGCCAGCCGCCUCAUCGUGUUCCCCUUGCUGCAGCACUCCUUACUGCAAUCACGCAGCAAGGUGACUCGGAGCUUUCUGCAGGUAGAGUUCGUUGAGUUGCUGUUGUUGUGUUCGAAUUAUAUCGCAUGCCCUCCUGAAGCUUUACAAUAUCUUCGGAUGUUCCCUCUGUCGUUAUCAUAGUACUACCAAGUCUUGGACCCUCCGGACGUUACUAAGGGACUUUUCGCGCGAUCGAUUCGGUACCAGCGUAACGCAUUCCAACAAUGGCUCCGUCUUUGACCCUUCGUCCUCGCACUCGCGACGACCGGCCUCCUACAAGGGACAACACCGAUCACAGUCUCAUCAUCCCCAGCCGGACGUCCUCUCUCCAUUCGCGAAUCACCCAGCCGCUCCCUUCAACAUUGAACGUCAAACAGGGUGCUCGCAGCCCCAAGACAUUGACCCAUGCGUAUAUGGUAUGCGGUGUUGGCCGGGAACCGUCGCAAUGGGUGAAGGCACCAGCACUAGCUCAGGGCAAGAUUGGGCACAUGAAGGGCGCAGUGGGCACUUUCUGGCUGCCAGAGAUCUUGGGUAGCAGUCCUAGGUUGGAGCAAGACAACGAGAUUGCAAGGUCUCUUCACGCUGCUAUGCGAGCAUGCUUCCCACACGAUGUCGAGAUCUGUACCGGACGAAGCCAGCCGCAUUGUGUGCACCACUCCUUUGUCCUCCAGCAAGAUUCUUCCCACACUCUCUACGGUAUUGCCCUGCGUGUCUGGUCCCGCGCCGACGAGAAGAGGGCCGAGACGAUUCGUGAUCUGCGCAAGCGCAUCGAACCGGACUUCUUCGACAGCCCUGAUGAGACCUACUGGAUCCCAUAUUGCCUGAGUUUCCUCUCGAGGUAUCCCUUGUACAACUUGCUCGGCGACUAUCUUCGAGGGAUGUGGAUUCACUGGAACAAGGCGACAAACCUGUUCCACGCUGAAGAGGUGUCUCGCAUACUGAGCUUUCCCGCGCCACGACUGAACGACCUAGUCCGCAUUGACAUGAAGGACUAUGCGUUGUGUUACCAGUUCCCCUCUUCGCCAACCGGUUUCCAAAAUUUCGCCAUGUGGCCGCUGUUCACCUGUCUCUCAAUUCCCAACAUUGUUGGCGUUAUCGAGGCCGCAGUAUCGCCAACACGACGAAUCAUCUUCACCAGUCACUACCCCGCCGUACUUACUAUCGCAGCCGAAACUGUGCGAUAUUGCGUUCGGGUGUAUGAGUGGAGCGGUCUGUACGUACCUGUCGUGCAUGCGCGUCACGUUAAGGACCUCGUACAGGAGCCGGGUCCGUACAUCCUUGGUGUAACAUCGGAAUGUCGAUCGCUGUUCACUGCUCCAACCGACGCCCUAGUGGUAGACCUGGACCGAAACUUUGUGCUGACUUCGAGCCCACCGACUGCCCUGACAGCUGGACAGAGGACGAAGAUGAUUCAGCGUCUCACACAGGCUCUCAACGGCGAAGUGUCGCCGACUGGUGUCCCACAACAUCUGCGUUCUGCUUAUGGUGGUGGCAAGCUGAUCCCUGCUGGUCAGAUCAUCGUCAUGCGCGGCGAGGUUGAGAGCAUUCAAGAUCCAGACUGGUGGAACCAGGAUGCGGUAAUGUCCGUCAUGGACCACGUGUGCGAGAAACUCGGACGUAACAGUGGGAUGAAGGCAAUCUUCGGUGGAUCUGUCAAGAAGCCACUGAUGACAAAGGUUUCUAUGCGCCACCUCAACGAGAUUGUUCGCGAACGCAACCAGUAUUCUCGUGACGCCCAGGAAGCUUGGCAGGACUUCAUCAACCUCAAGGGUCGCAUGGACACGGAGCUCUCCAAGGUCUCCAAACGCAACAACUUCCUGGUUGAGGAGCUUGAGAGCUGGAAGCAGCAAUUCCUUAAGUUCCAGACAUUUGCUGAGCAACUCACCAAGGAGACUCAGGAGCUCAAGGUCAAGAUCGAGAACCAUAAGCGUGAGAACCGUCGCCUUACUAGUCUCAUCGACCAGCAGAAGGACGAUGCUGCACGUCUUACCAUCCGCCUCUCUGGAACCGAGAAGCAGCGUGAUGAUGCUUUGGAAGCCCUUGUUCUUCAGCAGGAGAUUGCCGAGGAGCUCGAGCGCGAGAGGAAGAGGAACAAGAAAGAGCUGUCUGCUCUUCAGCACACCAACUCCGCCAUUCUUCGACAGCGUGAUGAGACUCAGCGCGUGGUUCUCCACCUGCGCGCUCUUAUCGAGGGCCAGACCCACCACAUGGAGCACAUUGUCAAGUCCCUGAACCAGGACGACAUGAACAACUACAUGGUAGAGGGCUUCGAGGACGUUGAGGAAGAGGAGGAGGAAGAGUUUCACGACUCUGAGGUUCCUCAGACUCCCAGGAAGGACAGGUCAGAGGUUGGCACCAUUCGCGGCAUGUCUGGUAUUGACAGCCAGACUGGCUCGAGAUCCAGCACCGCCAACGGUACGCAUCUCGAGGGCGAGGACGUCACACCCGACAUGGAACAUCGCUUACACAACUCUCCAGCGCGCAACUCGAAGCGCUUCUCCAACCAGUCCAUGGUCGAUGUUGCCGAUCGCGUCCUUCGCGACAAGACCGACGCCAUCGCAUACAUCAUCCGCAAUAUCUCCGAGCAGUGCGCCGCCGCCGUCGAGGGACUCCAGCUCGCCCAGCGCGCCGACACCGAAGAUGGCGAUAACCACAGCGAGCGCCGCGCUAGCGUAGGCCAACAAUCAACUGUCGACGGCCGCACACAGUCCACAAUCGGCAGUGAAUACGGCGAUGAGGACAUGCUCCGCCCUGGCCGCGGCUCCAGCAUCCCUCCCACCCCCGAUCUGACCCACCGAUCAAGCACAUCGAUGUCCAUGGCCAGCGCCUCGACAACACCAGACAGGACGAGCCUGCAGCACCGGACCCACGACGUCCCUGACGUGCCCACCCGCAUCAUAGAAGACGAGCUGUUCGAGGACAACAACUCGUACUCCGACCUGCCUGUGUCCAAGUACGCAACCCCUCUUCCUCGCUCGCGACAGAGCUCGCGGCAUGUGCGGUAGACCCGCACGGCUUAUGUACGACGAUCUCUCAGCUGGCUCAACUAGGCCUCUCUAUCGCAGUUAACCUGCACAUUAUAGCUCUUUGAGCCACAUUUGCAUUUAGCCUUUCCUUUGGCGCUGGCGUUGGCGUCAGAAGGGGCGAACUCACGUUCUUACUGUCCUUGAUCACACGUUGCAUCUAUAUGCUUACCAUCCCCUACGACCUUCUUGUGUACGGCCAUUCUCAUUUUGGUAGCGCUGGCAGCGCAGAGGUGGAAAUGAACGAUCGUCGAGCACGAUUGCGAGAGAGCCUGGGCGAAGGCGGAGAUGUCUUCCUAUGUAUCUUAUCUUAGCGAGCUUUUUUGUUAGUAUAAUAC
Macroventuria anomochaeta is the source of this 3402-nucleotide messenger RNA. RefSeq lists its product as uncharacterized. NCBI's taxonomy places the organism in Eukaryota, Fungi, Ascomycota, Dothideomycetes, Pleosporales, Didymellaceae. The transcript is spliced from 3 exons. Gene Ontology annotation, cellular component: cytoplasmic vesicle. The record is from RefSeq and is a predicted model, not a curated record. Gene Ontology annotation, biological process: regulation of Rab protein signal transduction. Bases 266 to 3046 code for a protein of 926 amino acids.